AUGGAAGAUGAGAUAUUUGGGCAAAAAAGAAAUGUCAAUCCUGAAUUGCUGUUAUCUAAUGAAACAGUAGCACAUCACAUAGAUGAAAAGCCUGAAGAUGUAGCAACAGCUAAAGCCAAUGUUCUUAGUUCUACACCAAAAUCAUUUAAAAGAAAGAGAGAAAAACCAGUUUGCAAAAACAAUAUUCUCCAAAAGAUGUGUGAAGACAAAAAGGAAUUUUAUACAGAACUGCUAAAAAUUCACAAAGAAAGAUUAGAAGUGAUCAAAGAAAAAAACCAAAUAAAGAAACUGUUUGAAGAAGAAAGACUUUUAGAAAUAAGAAAACAAAAUAAACUGAGAGAGAAGACGAACGAAAUACUUAGCAAAUAUUUAUCAAAAACAGACAAGAUGUCACUCUGGGCUAAAGUACAACAACUUCCACCAGGGAGUCUACAACAAAUUUAUGGCGAUGUAUUUCCGAUUGAAGUGAGGCACUAUCUAGCUCAUUACAUUGAAGAAAAGUUUUGUUGUGAUAUUGAUCCAGACAAUCCACAACAUGAGCAGUACAUUUCAAGCUUGAUCAACUCUUUAAUCAAAGAGAUAGAGGACAAAGCAUCAGUUGUAACUGAUUCAGAAUAUUUCCUUACAAAACUAAAACUUGCUGAAGCCGCAAAAUUAUUUAAGGAAAGAUACAGUUCUUGUCCAAUGCAACUCUUUACCCUCAUUCGUAGCUGUUUAGCCGCUGAAAUGAGACUACUUCAAGCAGCCGGUGUGGGAAAUUUCAAUGGUUUUUCAAACCUAAUGAUAUCAAACAGCGGUGCAGAAGUUUUACAAAAGAUCAAUGUUUUAAGAAAUAGAACUCAGAGUACGGCAGAAGACAUAAGAAAAAUGGAAGAAGAGUUAGAGUCGUUUGCGUUACAAUAUCACGAAUGUCAGAAAAUUACAGUUGAAGUUAGCUUUAGGGAAAAACUAAAAGAAACAUUUCAAUUAGUGGCUCAGUUGCAAACGCAUGUUUUGGACGAGGAACUUAUUAAAUGGAAACGAGAUCAACAAUUGGCUGGAAAUGGAGCGAACUUCAAAAGUAAUUUAGACACUAUACAGGAGUGGUGCGAGAGUUUGGCUGAAUUAAUUUGGUUGAAUCGGCAACAAACUAAAGAGGUGGAAAGGUUGAAACAGAGAGUACCUAUGGUAGAUCCGCCCGUAGUCGCCGAUGUGCUACCACAUCUACUCCAGGAGUUUACACAGCUGCUGUCAACGCUAGUCACCUCGACUUUUAUCAUCGAAAAACAACCUCCACAAGUUAUGAAAAAAAAUACCAGAUUUACCGCGUCUGUCCGCCUCUUGGUUGGAGGAAAACUGAACGUUCAUAUGACGCCUCCGCAAGUUAAAGUUACGAUCAUAUCAGAAUCGCAAGCGAAUAUGCUUUUAAAGAAUGACAAACUAGGUAAAAAUGAAAGUUCUGGAGAGCUUUUGAAUAAUAUAGGCACAAUGGAAUACCAACAAAGCUCCAGACAACUUGCAGUGAGUUUUAGAAACAUGCAGUUGAAGUCGAUCAAAAGAACCGAAAAGAAGGGGUCGGAAAGUGUAAUGGAUGAAAAGUUCUCGCUACUAUUCCAGUCACAAUUUAGUGUCGGAGGAGGAGAAUUAAUGUUCCAGGUACCGUGGAGUAAAGUAGCAGAAAUGCUAUCCCUUAAAUUCCGAGCCGCCACCGGAAGAGGAUUAACUGAGGACAACUUACGAUUUUUGGCAGAAAAGGCCUUCAGGGGUAAUUACAACGAAUCUACGAAUUCUAUGCUAAGCUGGUCACAGUUUUGCAAAGAACCAUUGACUGACAGGAAUUUUACUUUCUGGGAAUGGUUUUUUGCUAUCAUGAAACUAACCAGGGAACACCUAAGAGGACCAUGGGCUGACGGUGCCAUCAUGGGUUUUGUCAGAAAGAGGAAAGCUGAGGAGAUUCUGUCUUCGCGCGUUCAAGGAACAUUUUUAUUAAGAUUUUCGGAUAGUGAGUUGGGAGGUAUAACGAUCGCUUGGAAUUCCGAUAACCCUCCAUCGGCGAAUAAUGGUUAUGUCAGACCAACACUAGUGACUCAGAUUCCUGGUUUUACGUGCUUUCCUAAUUCUUACCCCAACACGCCACAACACGAUUCUGAUUCCCCUCGCCAUACACCGUCGGUAAUUAGCAGUUGUCCUGGAUCUGUAGCUUCGACGGUCCCCAGUCACAUAAACGGUCCCGUGGAAUAUCUCGACCAAUUUGAGGACAUAAAUGGAUUAGUCAACUUUGAGAUGAUGAGCUAGAGGGAGCAAAGACAAAAUUUACAACUGUGAAACUGAUAGAUUUAUAUAAACGUAGGUUUUAUGUUUUUGAUUGGACGGACCUCAUUUUAGUGAAGGUAACAAACCAAUCUGUGAUAAUUCCUUAAUACAGUCAUAACGAGUUGUGAUAUUGUAUCAAAUGACUAUUUUUUAUAACAUUUUCAUUAGACAUUCAGACAAACAAUAGAUCCUGCACAUAAAUUCUAUCAACGAAUGAAUUAAAGUAGGAUUAGUUAUAAAUAAUGAAACAUAUCGAUUUGUGACAUUGCUUUGAAUGUGAUUAAUGUUAUUGGGAACCACUUUAAUGCCAUCAUAAUGCAAGUGCAAUAUAACAACAAUUUGUUGUAUAAUUCAACUGUUUUUAGUAUUUUAGUUUUGUAAUAUUUUAUAUAUUUUAACACGAAACUUUUUUGUUUUUUUUUUAUAGAAUACUUAAUAAAAAUAAAAUUCGUUACUUGUAGUACUGCAUCACACAACUAAGUAAAUUCCUAACCUGAACAUUUGAGUCAUUAACUUUGUUUUCAAGACAAAUCAAUAGUACUAUUGCAGAUUAAAAAUGCAUCGUAAUCAAGAACAAUCGACAUAUAAUAUUAUCUUCAUCGCGGUAAUUUUAUGCUAUUGGAAACCAUUUUCUAUUAUAUUUAGACCUUAAUAUUCACUUGUAUGUUAGGCCAGCAAGAAAAACUAUGUAAUAUCAGAAUUAUAAUAAUAUUUAAUAAUAUUAGAACUUAUUCCGUUUCCGGUUUGGACCUCGUCGGAUUUUGCUACGCCGAGCUUUCGACUUUCUCUUUGGAGUCUUCAUCAAGAAUUUCCGAGUCACUCCUCUUUGUACUUUUGUAACGUCGAUGAUGACUUCGUUCCUUGAAGUGAUGUUUGGUUAUAUAGUUAUAAAACACGUCCCCACUUCGUUUAUCAAUCAAGCUUCAAAUGUCAGCAACACUCCACAAAUCAAGAUUGACGGUAUAGAAGUAUAAACUCAGAAUAGAUGCGGCAAUAAUACAGUGAAGUGUGCGCUAGUGAAUGAACUGCUGACUCAGAAUAGAAACCGGGACCCGUAAGUACUGAUGAAGACUCCAAAAACAGAGUUGAAAUAAAUGAAAGGUAAAGGGAAUCAAAUUUGGUGAAAAUUGAGGAUGUUCCAACAAUUUAUAGUCCCUCAAGUAACAUAUGUGGGACAUUAACAUUAUUUUUUUAUUAUUUUAUUAACCCUUUACCGCAUGAAUUUUUUUUUGUCAAAAAUAAAUUCUCAGAUAAGAAUUUUAACAAGAAAAAUUUUUUGGUGCGAAAUAUGGAACAUCAUGCAACAAUGUAAUAUUAAAACUAUUUUGAAGCUACAGUAUACACUAUACAGUAUGAAACUGCAAGUAACAGAUUCUUUCUUUAUUAAUACACAACUUAAGUAUGCAUUUUGUGCACACAAUAUAUGUUUUCCCUGUACAGCCUGGAAAUUUUCAUCCUGACCUAGUGCUCUCAUCCCAAUAGGGAAAAUGAUCAUGAUUCUUGGGGUAUUUCCUUAGUGGGUCCCUUUUGUCGUUUGUUCUCGUACAUCUGCUGAAUGCUACUACUUGACGGUCUUCCUACUCUGUUCUGUUUAAUUGGUUUUCCGGCUUUGCAUAGAGCAUCGGCUAUUGCUAGUUUGAUAUCCAAAAGGGGUCAAUAAAAUUUCUUCGCUCUUUUGGCUAAUAACCAACAAUUGACGGCUUUCAUGUCAAUGAAAUGAAAAAAUAUUCGUAAAUAAUAUUUCUUCGACCUGAUUUAUUUAUGUAUAUGGGAGAUCUACACCUCCCAUGUAGUUGUUGUUGAUUAGGAGACACUGUUAGGACAAGGUAUCAUUUUAUGUAUACUUUCUUGUUUGAAAAAUCUUCUUUUUUCUCCCUUUGGUUCACUUUCAGCAUAUGUUGACAUUGUAGGAACGAUUUUAUUAUCAAACCAGGACACUACACUGACACCCACAUUGUCUAUAUGCGAAAUACCACUCAUGCGUUUUUUUCGUUAUACUGCUUUAGCUGGCUUCGCGCUUUUGUUGGUAUAAUCUGUUCGUCUACAGCUAGAAAUUCUUUCGGAACCAUGAGUAGGAGUUCUUUGAUUUGGCUCAGUACAUGUCUAAUUUUGAAUAAUCUGUCAUGUCCAGGCUGACCAUUUUCAAUCAUGUCAUCAUUGUUAUUGAAAUGCAAGAAACGUUUUAUUUCUUUGAAUCUGUUACAGCUCAUCACAUCGCUAACUGUUCGGUGGCCAAUAUUGGCAUUCCAAUAGUGUUUUGUUGAUGGAAGUUGAAUUAUCGACAUCUAAAUAGUAAUUCCUAUAAAUUGUUCUAUUUCAUAUUUUUUUAUAUUAGCUGGUUUAUCUGGACGUUGUUGCACUGAGUAUAAAUUUGAUUGGUCGGUGAUAUGCUCUAUAAUGCCGGGUCCAGACCAAGCAGACAAAACGAAAACACAAUUCUGAAACAAAAAAACCAUAAACCGGCGACAAAAUUUGUCAUCAAAAGACAAAACAAAAUUGAGACAAACUGUCCACACCAGAACAACAAAAUAUAAAAACAAAUUCAGUUGGUGACGUUGUUGUUGUGAUUAGUGUUGGUUAACCAUGUGGCGUUUUAAUCAAGAAAAAAAUGAAACUGAAGAUUUAUUGCUAGCCGCAAGUUUUUUUUGCUCUCAUCAUCAUCCCAGAUUGCUAAAAGAAAACCCAAACGUUUUUGGAUUAGACCAAGCCUAAAAAUGCGAGAAAGUUGUUCGAUAGACAAAUUGUUAGUUUAGCUGCGAGCAGAUGACAUUGGACUAAGUGGUGAAAUUCGAUCAAGCUUCAAAAAUUUUUUAAAGAAUGAACUUGAAACACACGCAUCAGAACUAUGCCGCAUAUCUCGCGUACACUAUUAGUACGUGUCAGAUUUGGGCUGCCAUGCAGCUACGACAAAAAUUUAGUUACAACAUUAAAAAAAAUUUUUUUGGUUUGUGUCAUUUAUGGCACAUAAUGCGGUAAAGGGUUAACAAGAUUUUGAUGAACAAAAAUAGCUGUUGGACUUGGUUCGAGUGUGCCAAUUACCUUCCAAAAAACAAAAUAUUUAUUACGGAAUGAUAUCAUAACCUAAUGUAAAUACUUUUGUCAGCGAUUUAGCAGAUUGUUGCUAUUUGGUCCCACGAUAACUAAAAUACUUCUAUGCUUAUGCUCACCAACGACGUGACUGUGAAAGGGUUGAACACAGCUAGGAUUUCUCUUAUUUCUCUAUUGUAACAUUUGCAGUUGGGUUUUAUUCCUUUCGUUUACCAGUCUGCGUCGAGUCAAUCUGCUUUACUACCCGUAUCCUUUUUUUCCAAGUAUAUUCUAUAAUUACAUAUUUGUAAAUUACAAAAAAUUGUACGUGAGGACUCGUUGAGAACUCCUGGUUUAUUCCGUUUAUUUUGAAAGAUAGGCAAUAGAGAACGCCAUCGCUCACUGCAUAAAACUGGCAACGUCUUGGCGAAAUUCCCAUAAGGUUAGCAUUGCAUAUCUUACGCUGUACAGACGAGUCACUUUGAGACAGAGUAUAGCUACAUUUUUUCUGCUAUUACUUAAUUUCUCCAUUUGCCCUUCGAAACAAACCCAAUCGGCUUUUAUUCUAUUUUGCGUUAGUAAUGUUCACAGACAGUAUUUGAGGUUAUAAAAUGCACACUCGUUGACAGGACGCAAUGCUGUCUAAAAAUGGCGGGUGUUGCCAACGUUAAAAUAGUACAAUAAUGAUACCAUACAAUAUAAAUGUUGCUAUGCGAAAAAGUAAUAACAUUCCUAUUGAUAAAAAUUACUAAUGCAAAUUUUUAACGCUUAGCCUAAUAAUUUAGCCAGGUACUGUUUAUCAAUUGUUUCCACAUUUAUAUACUUUUGUAUAUAAACUGUGGAAACUUUUUGCCAAUAUUUAAUUUCGACGAAUAGUGAUGUUAAUCUGAGUUGGUCCUUUUGCAUUAUGAUGUACAGCUUUGUCUGAGCAAAACACGUUUGAAAUUUACUUAACCAGUGUGCCAACAUAACAACAGGGUAAUUUUACUUGUAGCAGUGCCAUCUAUGGGCUGGAAAGAGCACUUUUAACCACGCCCUUAUAGAAAUAAUCAUUUUAUUAAAUAUUUAGUUGGUAGUUUAUUUAAGCUUCGUGCUGUCGUUAUCGUAAUAGCUUUAUUUUUUAACAACGCAUAAUGUGGCCUUUGCAUUGUUCUAUUUACAAUCUGUUAUUUUAAAGUAUGACGCAAAUUCUGUGAUUGGUUGCAGCAGAAAAACUUGUAAAUAUGAGGUCAAAAUAGGUAAAGCUAAAAUUGCUAUAUUUUUACAAUGUUUUAAAGUAUCGGCCAAUUAAUGUAUGAAUAAAUCUUCUAUAUUGUAAAAUUUUUUAUUAAAAAGGUACAAAAGUUUAUAUUAUGUAAAAUUGUUUAUAAUACACAAUUGUUUAUAGAUAAUAAAACAAAGACAAGAAUUGUUAAAGCAUGAAUGAAAUAAAAUAUUUAAAUAUC
Diabrotica balteata is the source of this 6764-nucleotide messenger RNA. NCBI's taxonomy places the organism in Eukaryota, Metazoa, Arthropoda, Insecta, Coleoptera, Chrysomelidae. The record is from the annotation of a GenBank genome assembly.